This is a messenger RNA of Pochonia chlamydosporia 170, 1080 nucleotides long. RefSeq names its product terpene synthase metal binding domain-containing protein. Bases 1 to 1080 code for a protein of 359 amino acids. The transcript is spliced from 7 exons. The record is from RefSeq and is a predicted model, not a curated record. Lineage: Eukaryota; Fungi; Ascomycota; Sordariomycetes; Hypocreales; Clavicipitaceae.
AUGUCUUCUAUAAUUACAGCUUCAAACCGCACAAAUGGAAAUUCGACCACUGUCACCAAUGGCCAUCCGACCGUGGUGCGUAUUCCGGACAUGUUUGGCUCAAUAAUGUCUGCCGAGCCGGUCGUGAACCCGUAUCAUUUCAAGGUCAAAGCCGCUGCUGAUGCCUGGAUUGCCGAAUUCCUGAAGAUGGGGAAACGCGAGGCAGACAAAAAUCGAAAGAGUGACUUUUGUUUCUGUGCUUCUGCCAUGGCACCCCAUGCGGAUGCAGAAGCACUCAGGACCAUGGUUGACUGGUUGAACUGGAUCUUUUACUUUGAUGAUGCCUUUGAUGAGGGCCGCCUCGACCGAGAUCCAAGAGCCGCACAAGAAGAAAUCAAUCAGACACUCGCCGUGCUGGAUGAUGGCAAAAAGUUUCCAGACAGGGACCUGUACCCCUUGCGAUACCUGUUUCACACCAUUUGGGACCGUGUUAAGAAGCGGGUGUCUUCAGACAUGCAAUUGCAAUUCAAAGUGACGCAUCGGCGAUAUUUGGAUGGCCUCUUGCACCAGGUCGAGGCGACGCGUAACAGUAACAGGCACAUCCAAACCGAGGACGACUAUAUAAAGAUGCGUAGACGGACGGUCGGCGGAUAUCCGUGCAUAAGCUUGAUCGCAUACGCCCAUGAUAUCAACCUGCCGCAGAUGGCUUUUGAGCAUCCGUCUGUCCAAGAAUGCAUAGCAGUUAGCUGCGAUCUCGCCUGGAUUCACAACGAUAUUGUCUCCUACAAGAAGGACGUCAAGUCUGGUAUUGAACACAACAUCAUCAGCGUAUUGAACAAGAAUGGCUUGUCAAUCCAGAAAGCGAUGGACAGGGCUGGAGAGCUCCAAAGCGAGUGCUAUCGUCGGUGGUAUGUUGCACUUGCAAACAUGCCUGUGUGGGGCGAACGGGUUGAUCGGGAAGUAUUGAAGUACAUCCAGGCAUGUCAUAGUUUUCCUCUGGGUGAUUUACUCUGGAGCUUUCAGACAGCGCGGUAUCUGGGACCUACCGAGGGAUACCGGUUACAUGAAACCCGGCUCCUGGAUUUGUUGGAUCUGGAGUAG